Messenger RNA from Salmo salar (Atlantic salmon), 6242 nucleotides. Its product is annotated as voltage-gated potassium channel subunit beta-2. Gene Ontology annotation, biological process: potassium ion transport; regulation of potassium ion transmembrane transport; regulation of action potential. Gene Ontology annotation, cellular component: voltage-gated potassium channel complex; cytoplasm; membrane. The record is from RefSeq and is a predicted model, not a curated record. Gene Ontology annotation, molecular function: voltage-gated potassium channel activity; potassium channel regulator activity; transmembrane transporter binding. Lineage: Eukaryota; Metazoa; Chordata; Actinopteri; Salmoniformes; Salmonidae.
UGAGGGAAAACGACUUUCAUUGACUUUGGGUCAAUGGAAAAAAAUUGGUAAUUCAUUUGACAAUGUUGGAAACUGCUCAUGUCCAUUGCUCUUCACCUGCUCCUAAUUUGAUGCAGGUCAGGUUGUAUAACAAGCAUUGUUCCUGUGCUAACAGAGUCUGGAUAUGUUAGACUUUCAACCUGUCCUCACCUUUCACCCCCUUCCACUGUAGUCAGCAGAGGAAAGGACACAGGGUUUGACAUUGAUAGUGUCUGUCUGUACCGAAGCAGCUGAACGAUAAUCUAAAACAAUAGUCUUGUCGAAAAUGUGAAUGAGAAUGCCUUUUUUUUACCUGGUAAAAUAAAAGUAAUAGUAUUGAAUUAAUGUGGAAAGAGGUAGGGAGGAAAAAUAAGCAAAAGAACCCAUUUAAUUAUGAAAUGAGUAUGUUAUGAACUCUCUGAAAUCUGCUUGAAGGAAGGGGGCAAGUGUGUGUUUUACUGAUCAGUGUACGUUUGUGAAAUGAGGAGCAUUAGCUGAUCCAGAACAGAAUAGUUGAGGCGAUCUCUCGCUCUCUCGCUCACUCGCUCUCUCUCUGUGGCGUGUGCUCCUUCCAGACGGGGAGACACAUCAUUGCGCUGAGUUGGACUACACUGGACACUGAGCUGCUGCAGUCUACUCUCUGUCUGAAUCUCCUUUAUCUCCUAAACUACUACCACUAGUAGUUUGUUCUUGAGAUUGGACAGUCUGAAUCUGAAAAGUCUGUUUUUGUCACUGCUCUGCCUCUGAAAGCCACAGUGAAUACUGUGGACAUACUGGACACUGAGCUGCAGCAGACCACCUCUCUUUUCUGCACUGCCGGACAGUUUGCCACGCAGUAUCGAACUCGUAGUUCAACUGCUAGUAGUUUGUUCUCUUUCAUCCUGUGCUUCUGGGGGAGGUAGGCUAAGACUUGAAACAGGAUGCUAACUGCUUGUUGACAACCCGACUCGGAAGGUCUUCCUCUCUGUUGUCAUCUUUGUCUUCUCCUUCAGUGGGUUCCUCAAGCUCGUUUGAGUGCUUAUUUUCCGUCCGAGUCGAGUCUAAGCUGCCCUACAGGGCCAUCAUCACUGGGUCACCACCAUGCAGGUGUCGUUAGUGUGCUCGGACAACCACCGUGGCGGUGGCGUGACACGCACCACGGAGGAACGUCUGAACCAACGUAACUCCAACAGCCCCAGUCUGAGCACCAAGAACAAGUUCCGCGCUGUGGCCAUGGUGGCCCGCAGCCUGGGACAGCUGUCCGUCAACAUUCCCUCGUCCAGCGACCAGAGCAUACGCACUGGCAUGAAGUAUAGAAACCUAGGCAAGUCUGGAUUGAGGGUGUCCUGCCUGGGAUUAGGCACGUGGGUUACCUUCGGAGGACAGAUCACUGAUGAGAUGGCGGAGGAAAUAAUGACAUUAGCCUAUGAGAACGGAAUCAAUCUGUUUGACACAGCGGAGGUCUACGCUGCAGGGAAGGCAGAGGUCGUAUUGGGAAACAUCAUCAAGAAGAAAGGUUGGAGGCGCUCCACUUUGGUCAUCACCACCAAGAUAUUCUGGGGAGGAAAAGCAGAAACAGAAAGAGGGUUGUCCAGAAAACAUAUCAUCGAAGGACUAAGGGCAUCGUUAGACAGACUGCAGCUAGAGUAUGUGGAUGUCGUUUUCGCAAACAGACCGGACCCCAACACACCUAUGGAAGGAGACCCAUUUCACACCUCAAAGUCCAAGACAUUCAUCAUAGAAGAGACGGUACGGGCAAUGACCCAUGUGAUCAACCAGGGGAUGGCCAUGUACUGGGGAACGUCGCGCUGGAGCUCCAUGGAGAUCAUGGAGGCGUACUCGGUGGCCAGGCAGUUCAACCUGAUACCCCCUAUAUGUGAGCAGGCUGAGUACCACAUGUUCCAGAGGGAGAAGGUGGAGGUGCAGCUUCCCGAGCUCUUCCACAAAAUAGGUGUGGGUGCCAUGACGUGGUCUCCGCUGGCGUGUGGGAUCAUCUCAGGGAAGUACGAUAGUGGGGUACCCCCGUACUCACGGGCCUCGCUAAAGGGCUACCAGUGGAUGAAGGACAAGAUCCUGAGUGAGGAGGGGCGCCGUCAGCAGGCGAAGCUGAAAGAGCUGCAGGCCAUUGCCGAGCGACUGGGCUGCACCCUGCCCCAGCUCGCCAUCGCAUGGUGCCUGAGGAAUGAAGGGGUGAGCUCUGUGCUACUGGGGGCCUCCAGCACAGACCAACUGAUGGAGAAUCUAGCAGCAAUACAGGUUCUUCCAAAGUUGUCAUCCUCCAUCGUUCACGAGAUGGAUAGUAUCCUAGGCAACAAGCCCUAUAGUAAAAAGGACUACAGAUCCUAGAGGCUGCCUGAGGAACAUUGUUGGGCGGAGGUCAGCAUCUACCUUCUUCCUCGUCUGCAACCAGCUUCAGUUGAACAAGACACCAGGCACCAUGGGAAAUAUAUAGCCAUUGAACCACUUGGGAAAGUCAAUCAGAGUAUCUAAAUAUAUAUAUAUCUUUCUCCCAACCCAAAGAUUUUAGAGAAGACUUGAAGACAUUUCCCAUCCAAGGAACUGUAUUCACCAUUUCAUUGAAACAUUUGCUUCAGCGUAAAAAACACAUUUAUUUCAGCUCUAAGGGGAAAACACAAAAAGUCACGCACAGGUCUGCCUUGCCAUAAUUUCCUGCUUGACCAUCUUAUUAUUAUUUAGAAAAAUAGAUGGGACCCACAGCAAGUCCUUAAAUGCACGUUCAUAAACUAUUUAUUCUAUAACAGAUUCUUGAUUGAAAAGGAUUAGAAUCCAGAACCCCUUUGAAAAGGUUUUUGUCUUGUAUAGGUCCCAUCAAAUGAAUUGAUCCAGCACUCCAUUAAAGAUGCACUGUGCAGAAAUCACUAAAAUCACUAAAAUUCAUAUAGUUCGCUGAAUUUCAGUAUGUAUGACAAAACAAGCAAGUAUAGUGUAGAGAAUCACUGUAACAUCUAAACCGCUGUGAAGUAUAUUCUCCAUAACCAACAAUAUUGUAUUUUCAGCUGUUUGAAGCUAGUGUGCAAAACCGAAAGUAAGACACAAAACAAAACUUAAGAAUGGGAGCGCAUAGAACAGAUCUACCGCUUCUUAGACUUGCUUUCAAUGAGACAGAUCUUUAACACACAUUUCUAUGUGAAUUUGGUCAGGUCGCCCAAAAAGUUACAUAUUGAAACUUUAAAUCGAUAAUACAUUGGUGGUAUUGAACUGAACAAGAUAACUUUUGUUGAGAUUACCAAAGCUGAUACUAUUCCAUGCCUAGAUAAUAGAAAUAGAAUGAUGAGUGGACAUGAUUUUGUAUCUGAUAUAAAGGGCAUGUGUCCCACUACUCUGAUGAUGAGUUGAAAAAAGGACAUUGAACACUUAACACUUAAACAGUUAGUAUGGUUAAAUCACACCCAUUCAACUAAGGCAACUUGGGCUGCCAUCUUUUCAACUGGCAAAAAGUUGAGAUCUUGCCUGCAGCCACUCUUUCUUCAGUUUACAGACUGAACCAUUAUGAGUUAUUUCUGAAUUUAACCUAUCUACAAGACUGUACAUCUGCCAGUCUGUGUGUUUUUUGUUGUUGUAAGCCUACCGAAUGGCAGUGUCUAUCCUAUUCAUUGUAUUUCUUCACUUCUAUAUCUUUACACACACACUCCCUCCCUCUGCUUCAGUGUGAAGAGGGCAGCCCUCCCAGCCAUGUACAGUAAUGGCUUUUCAGAGAGCACUCAGUGAGAAAACCCCUUGCCUCAAAACUCUGUCACAUCCUAUAGUGACUGGAUCAGGUUAAGUGUUUUUAACUUUUUACUCUCAGUAUCGCAGAAGACAGGGUCCCGGGAUUGGUCAUGAAAUUUUCCCAGAGUGCUAGAUAAAACAGCUUCCUGUGUUAUGAAGUUAUGUAACACAAAACAGAACAAACUGGCACCACCAAAAACGACUUCUCCCUUCCCAAAAAUAUAUAUGUUUGACGAAAGCGUAAUGUUCCAGUUUCAUAAAUGCUUUCUGUGAGCAGACAAAGCUACGAAAUCGUGAAGGUCCAGUGGGCAGUUAUAUUUGUGUGUGUGUGUGUGUGUGUAGCUCACUUUACCUGGUCGUGGUCACGGCUGUAGUUGGACAAGAGACAUGUUCACUCGUCUAAAGCCAAAGAGAACACCCCAACACACAUAUUACUGUACUGUAUAACACUCAAGACUUCUAAGUGGUUUUUGCUAGUUGGAGUGUCUGUGGUUUGUUUUAAUUUCAGUCUCAACGUCGCUUGAGAUUCAUUUAGGAACGCUUUCAUGCAGCCUAGUCUCCUUUCCUCUGUCACUGAAGAUGUGGGAACAUGAUAUUUGGGAAACACAGUUGCUUACAUAGUAUUUUCUGUGUUUGCAAUGUUGCAUUUUCUGCCUAAUGAUGCUGUGUCCCUAUUCUAAAACAAUGUUCAAAAGCAUUUGUGACCUAAACACACUGGUUGUAUCUCAUUCUAAAGGAGAUAGAGAUAGAAAUAGAGAGAGAGAGGGACAUGUCUCAUUCAGUCAAUGCUGCAAACCUCAGGAGUAUCUUUGUUGGGUCUUUGGCGCCACCCUCAGGUCAUAAAACAUCAGUGGCAGCAUUGAUGUUGAUAUUUGUUGUCUUGAGAAAACACCCAUCCUGUCUACAAUUGGUAUUAAAACCUGAUCCAUGCUUCACCUUAAUAUUUUGAGUUAAAUAUUUGGAUUUGAUCAUGUCAUUUCAAUUUGGCAAGAUAUUGUGCCAUUAUAACGACAUGCUCUAACUAUGGCAGUGGAUGGUCGAUGGUAUGAUACCAUCUAGUAACAAGACAGUGAAGUCUACAGUAAAUACAAUUUUGUAACACCUUACCCUCCAGUUUGCAUAAGUAUCUAUACCCAUUACAGUUGUGACACUGAGAUAGUUGGCCCACAUCAACUCUGCUGCCCAACCAGUUACUGAAAUAAAUGACUGGGUCUGAAAUGACUGGAACUUGAGCAUUAGGUUUGAUGAUAGUUUAAGGUAGGCUGAUGGAUGUACUUCCAGGAUAACUUAGCCCGUAGUUCAGCACAACAUAGACCUGCAAGAUUGAUGGGGUGUCCAUUUGCAGGACACCAGACAAAAAAAGUGACUGUUUAUAUAUUGCAUGGCCACCCACUAUGACACUACUCUUUAGCUAAUGUUGAUACAAAUACAGCAUAUUGUCUGGGUGUAAACAUACAGCUUUUUUAAAGUUGUAUACCUAUGUUUUGUAUGCUUAAAUUAUGUAUCGCCUGUAAGGCUUUUGGCUUUCACCAAAGCUCACGACUGAGAAACAAAUUGGAAACAUCUUAUUUUAAAGACAGGUUAUAUACUGUAACCGCUCAAAUUGUACAGUUGCAUAUGUGUGUGAGUGUGUGCAUGUGUUCAUGAGUGCGAUCCUGUGUAUGUGUGUAUACCAGUAACCAACACUGAUCUCUUAUGUUUCGUCCUGUGUGCUCUGAUGUUGACUUUGGCAGGACAACAAAAUAUUUGUUGCAUGUGCAUUUCUCUGAGUUUGUGGUCACCAGGCCUGGUUCUACCUAGUCCCAGGGAGCUACUGCACAAGGCAUCUCUACAUCAGACUGUCACUUAGAAACAUUAAGUAAAGGAGUGUGUGGGAGCUAGCCUGGGUGCCAGGAGAAAGAGAUGGGCACCCAAGCUAUGCGUGAGCCUUAUCCAAUGAAAAGUGAUUAUUUAGCCACGGAUCACUCUCUUUGGGUAUGUUCUAAAGUAAAUUUACAUUAUAUAACAUUUCUAUCCUUUGCAGAUUGAUGGAAUGCUGGUCAGUCACAAGUAAAUGCAGCCCGAGCAUCUAGUUAAGGCACGCUAUGAAGACACACACUAUGUUGUAGAUAAGAGCAAACAUAAUCAACUAAGUAGAGUACGCUACUGUGCAUUUCAUGUAAAGGGACUAAUUGACAAGCUAUUUUAAUGGUCUUAUUUUUUACACACACAAAUACUGUGCAGUAUAGGAAUCUGUAAUAUAGUCAACUGCUAGCUAUUUGUACAUUUGCAAUGUCAAAAUACAUAAUGGAUUCACAGAUUCUUUCUGUACUGUAUAUAAUCUAAAUUCUGUAUAUACUGUAUGGCUGUUAGCUAUCACUUUCUGCCUUUGUUUUAUCUUCUGUUCAUUUUACAAGCAUUGCUUACUGAAUUGUGAUUGAAGCAGACUUUAGGUGAAUUGUGUUUACAGCUUGAGAACGUAUAAGUAUUAAAAUAAAUGCUAUAAAUAAAAAUAAAUGUAUUGACUUCAUACAGAA